Molecule: messenger RNA, 2634 nt
Organism: Bombina bombina (fire-bellied toad)
Lineage: Eukaryota; Metazoa; Chordata; Amphibia; Anura; Bombinatoridae
Product: glycine N-acyltransferase
Exons: 6
Coding region: 140-1009 (289 amino acids)
Cellular component (GO): mitochondrion
Molecular function (GO): glycine N-acyltransferase activity
Source: RefSeq, a predicted model, not a curated record
UGUCAACAUCUAUUAAUAUCUUCAGAAAAGCAAAAGAUUGUACAGAGUCACAUAAACAAAUUGGCAGGACAGACAGAGUAAGAGUCAUUUGAGGUCCCAUCAGCACUGGAUAUAGUUGUGAAAACGGUGAUAUUUCAAGAUGCCUUUGCUUUUAUGCAGUUCAAAAUUACCGACCUUGCAAAGAGUUCUCACCCAAUGCUAUCCAGAGUCCCUUAAGGUAUGUGGCGCUUUGCAUAACAUAAUUAAUGAGAACCCAUUCAAGCUGCAGGUUUUGGUGGAUCAGUGGCCAAACUUCACCUCAGUAGUUUGCCGCCCUCGACUAGAAGACAUGACAGAUCCAACAGACCAAUACACCAACACAUAUUUUAUGUACAGCAAAGAUCAACAAAUGCUGAGUGACAUGCUGCAAGACCCACAGACUAUAAACUGGAGCCACAAAAUACAGAUACAAGGGUGCCAGCCAGCACUGGGAGAAGUCCUUCGUGAUGUAAGUGCCAAGUACAAGAGCAGCAUAAAGACCACCAGCAACAUACUGUACACGAGAGAAAGCAUCCAAAGCACAGAGGAAGCUGACCUGCUUUCAACAUUGAGUUCAAAGGAUCUGCAGUUCUCUUCCCUGUCCCUAGAUGAAGCGCCACCCGUUAAUGCAGAGUGGGGAUUUGGGGGUAACGAACUAAGUCUGCGUUAUGUGGAACGCUGUAUCCAGAAAUGUCCUACUCUCUGUAUACGAAAAAGAGGUGUGGGCCCUCCGCUUGCCUGGGUGCUGAGUGAACAGUCUGCAGAACAGCGGAUGGGUUAUACACAUCAGGAUUACCGCAAUCAAGGAUUGUUUAGAAUAAUGGUGAUUAAGAUAGCUAUGAUAAUUCAGAGUAGAGGCGGUCCCCUGUACUGCCAUGUGGCACCUGACAACAAGAGAAGCCAAGCUGCCACGCUGAAGGCAGGAUUCAAUGUGCGUGGUAGAUGGAUGCAAUGGAAUGUUCUUCCAAUGCAACCCAAACCUAAAAUAUAACACACCAAAAAGAAUUUAUUUGCAGCAUAGUUUUGUUCAUUACCAGAACUGCCAUGUAGCAAGACUUAAAGGGAGUUGUACUGUCAUUUAUUUUAACGUUAAUGUCUUCUAAAUGACUUCUAAAUUGUUUCUUUAUGUUUAUUUGUGUAUUUGAAAUUCCUAAUUUUGCUCAUUAAGACCAUCACCUCCAUUUAAAUGGGCGGAGCCUGCAGAAAUAGCAGACCUGCUCUUGUUAUCUCUCUCUAUAUAUACAAAGUCUAAUAGGUAUGGAAAUACUAAUUAUGCGGGAGGGUGGGGGGCUCAAUGAGCAAAAAUCCCCCACUGGAUCGUUUUUUUCUACAUAGAAUACAGCAGUAUUCAGUUUUGUCAAUAUAGGUGGUGGUUUCAACAGACAAAAGAAGCAAUUUCAAUUGUCAAAAUAAAGGUAAAGGAACUGCUAAAUGUUGCAAAUUUAGGUAGGUGAGUUAGUCUAAUUACAAAAAAGUAAGACUAGCAUUUCUGAAUUUCAUCAGGGCAUUGUGCUUACAGAACUAAGUUAAAGGGACAGCAAAGUUAAAAUGAAACUUUUAUGAUUCAGACAUAGUAUGCAAUUUUAAACAACUUUCCAAUUUACAUCUAUUAUAAAAUUUGCUUUGUUCUCUUUGUAUACUUUGUUGAAGAGUAAACCUAGGUAGGUUGAUUGGAGCAUAGUAGCGUGCACGUGUCUUUACCAGUCAAUGGCAGCAAUGUUUGUAACUAUGUAUAACAUUGCUGUAAACAAUAUUGCAAAAACUGCUGCCAGAUGGCUUAAAAUAUCCUGAGCUCAUCUAGGAUUAUUCUUUAAUAAAUGAUACCUAGGGGCUGAUUUACUAUGUCCCGAAUAGGGCCAACUCGCCCUGUUUCAGCGCGAGCUUUCAUCUCCGGAAACAGGAUUUAAGAAGCAGCGGUCUAAAGACUGCUGCUCCUUAACUGGAUCUGCUGCCUCUGAGCGGUGUACAGCAAUCAACCCGAUUGAAUACGAUCGGGUUGAUUGACACCCCCUGCUGACAGCCAAUUGGCCGCAAAUCUGCAGGGGUGGGGCAUUGCAGGGGGUGGCAUUUCACAAGCAGUUCACUAGAACUGCUUGUGCAAUGCUGAAUACCGACAGCGUAUGCUGUCUGCAUUUAGUGAUGUCUGCAGCGUAUCAUGUCCGUCAGACUUUGUUAAAUUGGCCCCCAAGAGUAUAAAGCAAAAUUGAUAAUAGAAGUCAAUUGGAAAGUUGUUAAAAAAAUCAUGAUUAUCCAAUCAAUUUACUGUAAGUAAAAUGUUGACUUUACCGUCCUUUUAAUGCUUCGUCCAUGCUGUGGACAUCACAAAGGUAAAAUUUUAGUAAGAUCCACUGCUGAUACGCACCCUACAAGAAUAACAAAGAAAACAAUAUAUCAAUUAUUUAAUGAACAAGCAGGGACAUCAUAAGUUGUCUACACAAUUUUUUCAGAGACAACAACUCAUAGGGCUCGAUUCAACUCCAGCUGUUUCGGCCAGGAGUUAAGAAGCAGUGGUCUUAAGACCGCUGCUCCCAGGGCCGGAUUUCCCAUUAGGCACAGUAGGCAUGUGCCUACAGGCGCCUUGCAGUGAGGGGCGCCUGCCUGUCAAUAAUAAAAAAA